AUGUUGAUGUCAACGUUGCUCCAUCUAGACAGCGCUGCAUGGGGCCGCAAAGUCAACUUCACGCAAUAUGCUGCCGUAGCCGCCGAGCUUCUGCACGCUUCAAGGGACGCAAUCGAAGCAAACACGUCCUUUCAAGAACUCGCUUUCCACGCAGCUGGUUCAGCUGCUUUGCCGAAGGCAUCCUGGCUCGACUUUGAUGCCCAUCCUGGCGACUGUGCCUGUCAGAUCCGUCCAGCGGGACUGCACUUGCUUGUUUGUGCCUUUCGAUCCGACCCACACAAGACCAAAGCAAAGUUGCAAGGCACCCUCGACCGCUUGCUUGAGGUAGCAACAUUCGCAAAAGAGACGUUCCACCAGCUCUGUACCCUUAAUCUCAACGUCGCCAAGAUCGGCGCUGGCCUGGAUCGCAAGUCGAUGAUUCUCGAGGACUUUUGCUACGCCAUUGGAGCCGGGACCUGGUUCGAUCAGAUCUGCCAGCCCGAUCUUUGGCUAGCCGCUUCCCCUUCCAAAUCCUUGCGUCGGACCCUUGUCAGCCAAGACGAUGCAGCACAUCUACCGACUCUUGCAAAUGACUCGGUGUCAUACAAGGAGCGCACUUGGCCCAUGCACGCGGGCUGUAAAGACCUCGUUGCAAAGCAUGACGAUGCCAGCGCGGCUUCUUCGCCAUCAACGGCGUCGACACGAUCGCUCUCCACACAGAUAUCGCCUGCCAGCUCGAUCAAAGGAGGAGAAAGCUCCUCCAGCCUGGCAACAUCAACCUCUCCCACCGACACAAUCACCUUUAAGAUCGACACGACAGAGGUCAAGCAGCCGAGGGUGCGAUUCCAGGUCGAGGACUGGAACUUUGUGGUGAGAUGGAUUGUCAUCUGCUUUUCCAUAGGACGGUACAGACAAAUCUCGCCAAACAAGAAAAAUGAUGCUCUCAUUUACCGCAUCAGCAUCAGCGAUGCACUCAAAAGACUCAACAUACGAGAUGGCGCACUGCUACAGUGCAAGAGUGCCAAGGGCGCGCAUAGAUGCCCUCACAGUAAAGCUCAGGCUUCCGUGGAAGCUAAGGCCACCACCGAGAUCGAGAGAUUGCAAAGCUGGACAUCGCACGCUUCGGCGGAUCUGGUCAUCAACCUGAGCCAGCUGUCGAAUUCGUCCGGGCAGCAAGUCGGCGAAAGCUUCUCCAUAGGCCCUCGCGAGGUUGGCUGCGUCCCGACCUUUUUGACCAUUCAGCCCUUGCUGUUGGCGUGGAAGCAACUGAAUCUACCGAUCUUUAUCGUGCUCAAGACGAUAAACAUGCUGAUCGAAGCCGUUUCACCUCAGCAGGCUGCAAGUGCUGACGGAGCACAAGGCUUAUCGCUUCCUCACGCUGUUUUCUACUCGCAACGAGUGUGCGUGAGCCUUUCCCAAGGUGAUCCAAAGCUCUCCAAUUGUAGGCUCGUCGAGGAAAUGGAGCUGAAAGACAACGUUCCAGCUAGCUUGCUGCCGAGAACCAGCGUUGGCCGUGGACUCGACAGCGAUUCAGAAGAGUUCGUGCGGAUUCUGUCCAACGGAGGGCUGCACGACAUGCUCCUCGCCUUCUUUGCACAGCACAGAGCAAGACUGAUCUUGACGGCACGCUCCCUUUUUCCUUCGGCUCUGUAUGCAACGCGAAUGGAUCACAGCUGCGACUUUCCCUUCCCCAAGGCAGACUCAAAGACGCUCCGAGCUUGGCAUCUAGAACAGCAGGAGUGGGUCAACUACUCGAUGCAGCACGGUUGCAACUAUGAGAACGCCACUGCCAUGGUGCCUCGACAUUGCUUCUAUGCCACUCCGUCUGAGCUCAUACGCAUCUGCGAGCAAGCGGUACACUCUGGCUCUACUCUUUCCGUCCCUGGAUUCACACAGGCUCGUUAG
Messenger RNA from Moesziomyces aphidis, 1884 nucleotides. The record is from the annotation of a GenBank genome assembly. Lineage: Eukaryota; Fungi; Basidiomycota; Ustilaginomycetes; Ustilaginales; Ustilaginaceae.